Molecule: messenger RNA, 1761 nt
Organism: Astyanax mexicanus (Mexican tetra)
Lineage: Eukaryota; Metazoa; Chordata; Actinopteri; Characiformes; Acestrorhamphidae
Gene: herpud2
Product: HERPUD family member 2
Exons: 9
Coding region: 285-1460 (391 amino acids)
Biological process (GO): endoplasmic reticulum unfolded protein response
Molecular function (GO): protein binding
Source: RefSeq, a predicted model, not a curated record
UCGGGCUGGAGAUUUUUGUUGGAUCUGGCAACACAGUUUGCGUUUGAUGUAUUGGAGGUUAAACAGCAGCUGAAACCGGAGGAACUGAGGAUCCGGGCUGAAAGAGGUGCGUUUGUGCCGGAUCAUCACUAUGGAAGAAUCGGGUCAUGUUGGACUCUGAGAUCAGACCAGAACUUACCGCUGCCUCCUGCACCGGACCCUGAGGGGAGGGAUGCCUCUGUUCCCGCUGUAACCGGCCCGGAUCUGGAGCAGGAAGUCCUCGGCUCGUUCCUGUAGGAUGAAAGAUGGACCGGGAUGCGGCCGACGGUCCGGUUACCCUCGUUAUCCGCGCCCCCAACCAGAGGUUCCACGACCAGACCAUCAACUGCUUCCUCAGCUGGACCGUGGAGAAGCUGAAGAGGCACAUCGCUAACGUCUACCCCAGUAAACCGUUGUGUAAAGAGCAGAGGCUGGUGUACUCAGGACGUCUCCUGCAGGACCAUCAGCAGCUUCGGGAUGUUCUGAGAACGCAGGAGGAGUAUCACAUGGUUCAUCUGGUGUGUUCACCACGCUCACCUGCUGAUGGCAGUGACCUCGGCAUCCCCCCCGUGACCUCUGACCCCAGUGCCACGAAUGUUGAGACUGUUGGCCCCUCCCCCUCAGUCACUGUGUCCUAUCAGGAUGUUCCUGGUCCCCCCAUCACAGGAAGUGCAGACGGUCUUCGGCACCGAGGCGGUUCUGCACGGCCUCAGGGAAUGCCGCUCUCGGCUCUGGCAGCGCCCCCUGCUGGACUGGCAGCUAACCCUGUGUACACUCCUAUGCAGAUGCUGUGGUGGCAGCAGAUGUACGCCCGGCAGUACUAUAUGCAAUAUCAAGCUGCCAUGGCCGCUUCCCAGGCGUCGGCCGAGACUCCGCCCCCUCCGCGGAGUCCACGCCCCACCGCGGUUCCGGCCCCGCCCAACGAACCCGCAGCCCCUAUGGGGCCAAACCCCGCCCCAAAUCCCAUACCGGAGGAGCGGCCAGCCAAUCAGAACUUGCAGAUGAACGCUCAGGGCGGGGCUAUUCUGAACGAGGAUGAGCUGAACCGUGAUUGGCUGGACUGGCUGUACACGGUGUCGCGCGCUGCUAUCCUGCUCAGCAUCGUCUACUUCUACUCCUCCUUCAGCCGAUUCGUCAUGGUGAUCGGCGCCAUGCUGCUCGUCUACCUGCACCAGGCCGGCUGGUUCCCGUUCAGAGCCGAGCUGCAGAACCCGGUACCUGCUGAAGAUCCACAGGAUGAAGCUGAGAGAAACAACGACAUCCAGGAAAUGGAGAGGAUUAUGGAUGAAGGGAUGGAGGAGGAGGAUGAUGCUGAGAGUGGGGAGGAAGGUUCUGAGGAUGCAGCUCCACCCAGGCCAGGUUUUCUGGCGUCCACCUGGUCCUUCAUCAGUACCUUCUUCACCUCUUUAGUGCCGGAGGGUCCGCCUCGCGCCGCCAACUGAACCCCAACCAACAGAGACUAAAACCAACAGAGUAAAGCUGGAUUCCUGAUCGUAACUCCAGCCCUGAGUUAACCGAGUUCAUCCGGACUGUUCCCAGACUAGCAGGAUGACUAUGCUCUAGUUCUGAGCUCUUGUGCUCUCCUGCUGAUUAGUGCCGUUUCGAUCGGGCCAGGGAAAACGACGGGGGAACUGCUGACUGAUUUGUCUUCCUGUUCGACUGAGAGUCGAUUCUGUUUCUGAACGAUGAAAAAGAUCUGAAUGUUACUGCUUUCAUGUGUAAAUAAAGAGGAGUUACUGUCUA